Molecule: messenger RNA, 1817 nt
Organism: Pseudoliparis swirei
Lineage: Eukaryota; Metazoa; Chordata; Actinopteri; Perciformes; Liparidae
Gene: ppp1cc
Product: protein phosphatase 1, catalytic subunit, gamma isozyme
Exons: 7
Coding region: 267-1238 (323 amino acids)
Cellular component (GO): cytoplasm; nucleus
Molecular function (GO): protein serine/threonine phosphatase activity
Source: RefSeq, a predicted model, not a curated record
CGGUUGACGUUUAUUUUUUUUAGUCCCUUAUUUCUUAGCAAAAGCCAACCUUGAACGUUUUUUUUGGGUAUAAGUGCGAUGUCGGAUUAGCGGUAACAGUUUGUCAAACGUGUCAACGAGCAGCUAAACGGAAACAGGGUCACGGCAACGUAUUUAGCCUCAGAUAAGCGAAGCUAACGUUAGGAAGCUAACGGGCCAGCUAGCUUUCAAGUGUGUGAAACACUUUAUAUUUGACUGAAGCGGUUUUAUUAACACCGACCGCUACAAUGGCUGACGUUGACAAGCUUAACAUAGACAGUAUCAUCCAACGUCUUUUAGAGGUCAGAGGGGCAAAGCCUGGGAAGAAUGUGCAGCUGCAGGAAAUAGAGAUUCGUGGAUUGUGCCUGAAGUCCAGGGAGAUUUUUCUCAGUCAACCCAUUCUUCUGGAGCUGGAGGCCCCUCUCAAGAUUUGUGGUGAUAUUCACGGGCAAUACUACGACCUGCUGAGGCUGUUUGAGUAUGGGAGCUUCCCCCCAGAAAGCAACUAUCUGUUUCUGGGUGACUAUGUGGACAGGGGGAAGCAGUCUCUGGAAACCAUCUGCCUUCUGCUGGCCUACAAAAUCAAAUACCCAGAGAACUUCUUCAUGCUGAGGGGAAACCAUGAGUGUGCUUCAAUCAACAGAAUAUAUGGUUUCUAUGAUGAGUGUAAAAGAAGGUACAACAUCAAACUUUGGAAGACCUUCACAGAUUGUUUUAACUGCCUCCCGAUUGCCGCCAUUGUUGAUGAGAAAAUCUUUUGUUGCCAUGGAGGACUGUCACCUGACCUUCAGUCCAUGGAGCAAAUCAGACGCAUCAUGCGCCCCACUGAUGUGCCCGACCAGGGUCUGUUGUGUGAUUUGCUGUGGUCCGAUCCAGACAAGGACGUUUUGGGCUGGGGUGAGAACGACCGAGGCGUAUCGUUUACCUUUGGCUCAGAGGUGGUGGCCAAGUUCCUGCACAAGCAUGACCUGGAUCUGAUCUGCCGUGCCCAUCAGGUUGUUGAGGAUGGCUAUGAGUUCUUCGCAAAGAGACAGCUUGUCACUUUGUUCUCGGCACCUAACUAUUGUGGAGAGUUUGACAACGCUGGUGCCAUGAUGAGUGUGGAUGAGACCCUCAUGUGCUCUUUUCAGAUUUUGAAACCAGCUGAGAAGAAGAAGCCCAACGGCAGCCGUCCCGUGACUCCCCCUCGCAACAUGGUCACCAAGCAAGCCAAGAAAUGAGUCUGGGGGGGGGCACAGACAGCUGGAAUCUCGCUCCUCUUUUCUGCUUUUGUUUUCUGCAUAUGAAGGGUUGGUUAUCUGUCCUUCAUGCUGCCAAUACUGAAAAGAUGUUCACUCCUACUCGAUGAAAGCAAAAUGUUUUGUUGUUUUGUUCACAGGGGUAAAUUGAUAUGUCACCAUGAAAACCUCAGGUGUUUUGCACUCCAUUUUGCAGCUAGUCUUUGCCACAUAUGACUGUUCAAUCAGGAAAAAUGUAACAAUACGGCUACUUAUGCACAGGAAUGCAUUGUUUGAAGCUGUGCACAAUUUUUCCAGUUUCUUUAUUAUUAUUAAUUUGUGAUCUUUUUCUUUUCAGUAAUGGCUAUUAAUGGCUAUAAAACCAACGGAGAAGAGUCACUAACACCUGUUUACUUAUGUAAAACUAUAUUUACAGUUUAGUUACGGUCGGUAUCAUGAGGUAUUGAUUUACACUGCAUCAUCACAUUUUUAACAAGUCUUGUGCUAAGAUAAAUGAAUAAGUAAGCACUCUUGUAACGUCUAAAUCUUUCUAAUAAACUUUGAGUGUAUUUUAAGGUGAAA